Messenger RNA from Fundulus heteroclitus (mummichog), 4950 nucleotides. Its product is annotated as inactive ubiquitin carboxyl-terminal hydrolase 53. Gene Ontology annotation, biological process: sensory perception of sound; response to auditory stimulus; protein deubiquitination. Gene Ontology annotation, molecular function: cysteine-type deubiquitinase activity. Bases 1008 to 4124 code for a protein of 1038 amino acids. The record is from RefSeq and is a predicted model, not a curated record. The transcript is spliced from 17 exons. Lineage: Eukaryota; Metazoa; Chordata; Actinopteri; Cyprinodontiformes; Fundulidae. Gene Ontology annotation, cellular component: cell-cell junction.
GCCCAGCCUGCAGUAGCAGUGGCAGCGGUGUGCAGUAGGAGCAGCAGCAGCAGCAGCAUGGCAGACUGCAGGGCGAACUGUGUUGUGGAAGAGGCGGGGUUUGACAUCUCAGCUCUGAAAACAUCUCUAAUCCAGUAUUUCAGGUGUCGAAGUCGACGCAGCGACCAGUCAGUUCUCAACCCCGCCACCGCUCGCAGCUGCUGCUUGUGCUUCACCCCGGGGGACCGCGACGCAGCCGUGGCUGAGUGAGACGUGUCCGAAGUGGAAGUCACAUGAGACUUCCAGCGCUGUAAAACAACACUUCUUAUUUAUUUAUUUUUUUUCCUUGUCUCUCCCGGACCGGUGGAGUACUUUUCCAGCGUCUCUCUCUCUCUCUCUGCGUCUUGACACACAUUUAUCCAGAGAGUCCUUCCGCUUAUCGGCUUUUUUUUUUAAUAAACACUUUAACGGAUAUGGUCGCUUCUAAGUUGGACAGAUUGCUCUCGUAGAGGCUGCACAUGUUUUCUGCUUUACCCGGGUAAAACCUCUGGAAAGGAGCAGUAACCUCGGCUGGAAGUCUGCACCAUGUGGGCGAACUUGCUGACAGGCCUACCGUCCCCUUUUGAAAGCAGCUUGAAGCUUUGUCCAGCCACUUUAAAGGAUGAUUGAACUCUUUUUCGGCGUGUUGAAAGUGCAUCUUCUCAGAAGUAAAAGGACAACUCGACAUUAAAGCCUUGCCCAUACAAAGACUUGAAUUGUGAAUUCUCCCCCCCCUUUCACGUUGACUUUGGAUGUUACCAUUUUUCUUUUAGUAUUUAAGAUUGUUAAAGCUGCAGACAAAAUAAAGCUUCUUUGUGAGCUGCCGACAUUUACCAGAGUCCUAUGUGUAGCCGGGCAGCUGCAGCAGCUUGUGGAAUAACCUAGCCUCAGACUGCCGGGCCUGAAUCGGAUCUGAUCCCAGCAACAACCUGCCUUAUCCUCCAUCUAAUUGACUAUCCCACCGGUCUGAAGGCGGACUCCGCUAAUCAAUGGCAUGGGUCAAGUUCUUCAGGAAGCAGCGGAGCAAUCUUGGGCAGUCCUACCAGCCCGGGAGCAUGAUGUCUCUGGCCCCGACCAAGGGACUGCUGAACGAGCCGGGCCAGAACAGCUGCUUCCUUAACAGUGCUGUGCAGGUCCUGUGGCAUCUGGACAUCUUCAGACGCAGCUUGAGGCAGCUACCGGGGCAUUUCUGUCUGGGAGACUCGUGCAUUUUUUGUGCAUUAAAGGGCCUUUUCUCCCAGUUCCAGCAGAGUCGGGAGCGCGCCUUGCCUUCUGACAACCUGCGUCACGCCUUGGCAGAGACCUUUAAGGACGAGCAGCGCUUCCAGCUGGGCUUUAUGGAUGACGCCGCAGAGUGCUUUGAAAACAUACUGGAGAGGAUCCACCUGCACAUCGUGCCUGAGGAGACGGAUGCCUGCACAUCCAGCUCUUGUAUCACGCACCAGAAGUUUGCCAUGACACUUUAUGAGCAGUCCGUGUGUCGCAGCUGUGGGGCGUCAUCGGACCCUCUGCCGUUUACAGAGCUGGUACAUUAUAUUUCCAUCACAGCGCUCUGUCAACAGACUCAUCAGCGCCGCGAUGAGUCUUUUGGGGAAUUGUUACAAGCGGCAAGUACGAUUGGGGACCUUAGAAAUUGUCCUAGCAACUGUGGUCAGAAGAUCAGGAUCAGACGGGUCCUCAUGAACUGCCCAGAAAUAGUUACCAUCGGCUUUGUGUGGGACUCUGACCAGUCGGAUCUCACAGAGGAAGUCGUUCGCUCGCUGGGCCCUCAUCUCAGCCUCUCUGCGCUCUUCUACAGGGUAACGGAUGAGCAUGCCAAAAAGGAAAAGCUGGUGCUUGUGGGGAUGAUCUGCUACUCCAGCCAGCACUACUGUGCCUUCUCCUAUCACACCAAAUCCUCCAAAUGGGUUUUCUUCGAUGAUGCAACAGUGAAAGAGAUUGGCUCCCGGUGGAAAGAUGUGGUCAGCAAGUGUAUUAAAGGUCACUUUCAGCCUCUGCUCCUCUUUUACUCCGACCCCGAUGGGAGUGCCAUCCAAACAGAAGAUGCCUCAAGACUCAACAGCAGCCACUCGCACGGCCACAAGACCUCCGUCAACGGAGAAGUGCCAGCCGUUGAGUCUCCAGUUCCAGCACCCAAGAAGCUGGAGUUGACCAAAGAGAACCUGAAGGCCGUGCUGGACCACGAGCCUCACAAAAAGAAGACCUCCUCGACUCUCAGCAGGGGCAGCGGACAGACCAACGUUGGCCGGGGACAAGUGAAACGUGAGACCAGCGAUCCCAAGGCGCACCUCAGGGAAAUUUCCAGAGAAGUUGCCCAUAGAGCGGGCCAGUCAAGAGGAAUGCAUCCAGCCAGGAGAGAUGCCGACAGGGGUGGCCAGCGGAGGCCGGACCCGCGCCGUAGAGAUCCAGCUCAUGACAGAACCUACUCCCGCUCUGCCUCCCCUCCGGAAAACGCCUUCAAGCAGUACCUCGACACCCGGCUGUACAGCAGCCAAGGAAAGGGCCCCACCAAGACGGAGCGAGUGCCACAUCUUGGCGGCCGCUCCUCUCACGACCCGCCGCGCUCCUCUCACGACCCGCCGCGCUCCUCUCGCGACCCGCCGCGCUCCCACGCCAGGCUCCAAGUGCCGUCCAGCCCGGCCAACUUCAGGAGCGGCCAUCAGAGCCGGAGGCCGGAGCACCUCUCCAACGGAUACGACACGGACAGCAGCCAGGAAUCCCGGGACCGAAACUGGAGGAACUACAACAACCCCUCCAAUCGAGCGUGGAGGCCCACGCGGGAGGCGCUAAACGUAGACAGCGUUCUAAGCAGCGUGGACGACGGGAACGCAGGAAGGGAGGAGCGAAGGCUCCACAGCCCGCGGAGAAACGCAAACAGUCACUCGUCGCCGUCGCGCGACCAUGAGCGGGACAGAGAGAACGCGCGGGGGGCGAGGGAAGAGCGCAAACCGAAAAGCCUGAUGACCAUCUACGAAGACGAGCAGAGGAACGAAACGGGGGGCAGCCGGAGCUCUCUGGACUCGGAGGGCAGAGGGGGACACAGUGACAUGGACAGGUUGAAGAGCUCGGCGCCGCUUAAAGGGCGCAACGAGAGCUGGAAGAUCCAGAGAACCGAAUCUGGAUAUGAGAGUAGUGACAGACUGAGCAACGGUUCGGCCAACCUGGACUCCCCUGUUGUAGAUGGCUUUUCUUCUAAGGACCUGCGGCCCAUACCGGAGAUGCAUCUGAUGAGGGAUCACUUUCCUCCAAGGGGAACUGACGAUUUGAGGGAUGAUGUGUUGUACUCGGAGUUUUCAACCGGAGAUCAAGGAAGGACCUCUCCAGAUGUAGAAGAUGUCAACAGCCUGAAUGGUCAACUCCUCCAAAGAAAAAGAGCCUUCCGGUACACGCCUGGAAUCCUGGACAAGAACAAUGGCCUGGACGGCGAGCAAGAGGAAAACGUGGACAGCAACCCCGCGAGCCCCGUCCCUCCUUACUCGCUGAAGAACAGUCCUGAGUGGAACAGCUCGGAUGACCUCGCCGGGCCCCUGUCCGAGCAAGAGGAACCCGGUCACCCUGGCAACGUUACGCACAGCUACCACCCCCCUUUACCCCCCAAACCCUGCCUGUCCGGCAUCUGCCCGCGCAGCCAGCCCAAAAACGGCCUGUCUGUUCUCCGCCGCUGGAUCGAGACGCCCGCCGAGUUCAGGCUUUCCUCCGACGCCAGUUCCAAGUCGGGCUCCUCCGACCAGGAGAGGAACGAUCUGUCCGCCAGCGAGAGCGAGGACAGGCUACCCAGUCCACAGCCCCGGCUGGAUGACGGUUCCGACUCCCCGUCCUCCUCCCGGACGGACAUGGUCCUCCCGACCACUUUCUUCUCCGUGGACAGCUGCAUGACAGACAGCUACCGGGCCAAGUACCACAAGAAACCGGGCCUGCGCAGGAGAGCAGAGGACCACACCUCGUCGGGGGAGAGCGACGCAGAAGGAAGGAGUCACGGUUCGACGAACGUUCCGCCCGCAGAAACUUCCAGAAGCAGAACAGAAUCGGGCUAUGCUACUGCUAAGACCGCAGCAAAGUGGAUCCCAGUUACUCCCAAAUUCAUCGACGAGCACGGAUACUUGUGAUCGAACAGCAGACCAGGAAUGUGACCGGACGCCAAACGGAACGACUGCUACGCCGGCGCUUCCUGUGGAGCGCGCGGGUCAUCGCAGCUGUGCUCGUUUUAAGAAAAGAGAAUGCCAAAGAGAUUGCAGAAAGAAAGACUGGCGUCUUCAUUUAUUUUUAUUAUUUUUUUUGCACAAUAGAGCGCUAAAAGGUACAAAACCUCUUGAGCACUGCUAUACGUUUUGAGGAUCAGACUGGUGAAGAAUGUCACAUUAAGCCACUUUAACAAACAAGAGAUUAGAAACCAAAUCACACAAAGCUAUAUAUAUAUCAUGUUACUCCUUCUUUCAGCUAUGUCUUAUGCAAGCUUUUAUUUAACUACUCCUAAUGUAGCGUUACUGAGGCGGUUGCCCCAGGUCUCUGGUUUUCCUGACUUUCCGAGAGGUUUCUCGUUUCUGUCAGGCCGUCACUGAGUUUGUUGCUGAUGAGAGAUGUUCGCUCUAUCGUUGCGCUGGGAACAUUGAACAAACCACAAUAUUCCAGACCUCUGCGUCCGCACUCAAGCGGUACGAACCAUCUUGGGAGAGGGGGGGUUUGUGUCCGAGCGGAUCUUUCCCCACUGCCAACUACGUAAAUGAGAUUGCAGAGGCAACUGGUGUUUAUGAUGAAUAGAUGUGAUUGAAAACUGUACAGCACAUCCUGCUCCGUGGUUUUAUUUUUCAAUGCGUAUUAAUUUUUAUUAUUUUUUUGUUCUAUUUGUCCUUUAACACUCUCUCUCUCUCUGUUUUAUGGGCACAUUUAACAGUCAUAGAAGGCAGAUUAUUAUGGCGUUUUCUUUUGCUUUUU